AUGCCAUUGCAAAAUCCAUUCUCUCCGUCGCGGAUUCGACGGCGAAUAAGUCGUGAAACCCUCGAUAGUGACAAAACGUCGCCGGGUAGAGAAGGUAAAUUUGGAUGUCGGAGUGCUGCUUUUCAGAUGGACAACGAGGAAGCAUCUCCGAAUGGCAAGGACAACAGACCGUCUCUUACGAGAAGCAAGAAAAUGUCGAACAGGGCGGGGGACCAGCAGAGAGGAUUUUUAUCUUCCACAUCGGCUAAUUACAAUAGCCACGGGCUUCCUAAAACAAGAGAGAACAAACUGGAAAACUCACUCGGAAAUGUUCCAUCGUCUCCCCGUGAUGCUCGUGAGAUCGCUGACAUUGUUUCCCCAGCCUUGCCCUACAGCAAAAACUUUGGUAGCUUCGACCUCACUCUCUGCGAGGCCGACGACGGUCGAUGUGUCGUGCUCGUCGAGUAUGAAGACAGGGUCUUCCUUAACGGAAAACAGAUAUACAUCACGCUUGAUGGCAUAGUGGCAGACAGGGAUGGACACCCAGACAAAGAUCUCCAACGAAAUUAUGAAUGCGUGCUUCAAGAAAAACGGCGCAUGCGCAGGAACUCUGCGACAAAGACAAACAGUGGAGUUGGUCAAAGAAGUGGCUUGGCAAGGAAGAAAGCUCGGAACUUGUCAAGAAGUUUUGAACCUGGCCUGGCAACUCCUCUAUCUCGAUCAAAAAAGCAGGAGAUCUUCAAUGACUCAGGAACUGAUAUCGUCACUGAAAUGUCUGACAUCGAAGGGUCGUUUAGUGACAUCAUUGCUAGACUGUGUGAGGCAAUCCUCCGAUACAGCAACCGUGGUAAAGACGGGAAAAUUCCUGAAAACCAUCUGGGUGGCAAGCUCCCAAAAGAAGAGGUGUCGGGCUAUGUCAAUGCCACCCUGGACCGCCUAAUUGACCAGUUCCAAUCGGUGGUCGAGCUAAGUACGAACAUCGAUGACGAAGGUGACGAAAGAAACGCAAUUGUCGAUGACGACGCAAUGAUUGAAAAGUGGGUAGCUGAGGCUUUCAGCGAUACACACGGCGAAAAGGAUGAAAGCCAUAAGGUAGAGACAAAGGGCAAGACUGAAAAAUCUAACCAGAAGCCAUCGGGUGUCCGCACAGUAGGGACACAGGUCAAGGAAAGACGGGCGGAGAAGAAGGAUAAAGAAGGACAAACAGAACUGAGCGAAACGUUCAUAGAAAAGCUUGACAGGGGUGAACAAACAGAAAAACGAUUUACUGGCAUGACUGGUGAUGAAAAGCUUAUCAGGGAGCUACGAGAUGAGAAUCGUUUGCUUCAAGGAGAAGUGUUUGCCUUGGAAUCAGAAAUGCGUGAAAUACAGGAACAGCAGCAAGAGCUGGAAAAGAGAUUGGAGGAAGAGACGGCUGCUAAGUUGACAUCCAUGAAACAUCUCGCUGAGGUUGUCGCUAGCCGAAACAAUACCAAAGACGAGUCGACCAACACGAGAAAGAAACCAGGAGAUAGCAUCGGGAAGGAACUUGUCAAGACAAUGGAUAAAGAAGUAUCAUCGAAAACUUCAAUUGUACAUUGCACAACUAGUUCAACAAGCGUAAAUAGCCUGUCCAGUGUCACCAGUAGUGAGUCCGAGACUGCAAGUGUCGAGGAGAGCAGAGAACCAGGGGUUGGCAUGCGCCAAAGGAGUCGUGCUCUUAAAUCUGAGAUUGGCAGGUUGAGGAACGUCUAUUCAGAUGUGGAAGACCAGCUGUCAAAAUUAGCAGAGGAAAACACCAACCUUCGACUUCGCAUAGGGAAGUUGAGCCGGGAGGCUAAAGAUAUGAAAAAUCACAUGGAACAAACAGAACUGGCAUGCGAAGAGUAUCAAGAAGAAAUAAAAAAUCUUGACAAGGUAAAUUCUCAAUUGGAAAAGAAGGUUGCAGGAAUUAGCAAAGAAAAGAUUUUCGUAGAAGAGAAACUCGACGCUGCGAAUGACGAGUUGACAAAACUGGACUUAGAUCGCCGAAGGGCUGAGAGGGAACUCCUCGAACUUAAUAAGAAACAUGAAAGCCUGUCAAGAGAGAAACAUAACUUGAGUGAGGAGUUUGGAAAACUGGAGAAAUCUCACUUGGAAGCAAGCGCCAAAGCAGCAAAGUUAUCAAAGAUCAGUGCUGAAAGUGAGGUACAACUAGGGAUCCUACGAGGACAGAUCGGGGAUAUGACCAUCGAAACAAAUCAACUUCGUGGAGAGAAUCAGGCUAAUUCAGACGCCAGGCAGAGGGCUGAACGUGAGAAUCGGAAGCUGGCAUCUGAUCUGAAAGCAACUCGCAAGAUGAGCAGUGAACUCUCUGCUGAGGUCCAUCAAAUCAGAUCGAAGGUGGACGCCUUAGAAGAUACUGUUAAUCAUCUGGAGUUAGAGAAUGCUCAACUCAAGGAGAAGAAUGUUCAUCUAGUUGCUAGUAAAGACGCACUGGCCAAGCAAGCUUCUGAUGCGGAAGCUAGGAACAUCACGAUAGUCGAAAGCCUCAAAGAACAGGAAUCGGAGUUGUACAAGCUCAAGAGAGAAAAUUUCGAGCUGCGAACAACUGUCGAACACAUAAACAUGAUUAAUGCAAGCAUCCGAACGAGAUUGGACAAUUGGGGAAAAGAAAGUGUUGAUAUUGGAAAGAGAAUGAAGCACUUGGUUGGAGUCAAGGCAGAGCUGCAGAGUUUUAUUCAACAGCUUAACUCUGUCAAUACCAACAUUGAAGAACGCUUUGAAAAGAUGGACUCUGAAUAUGCUGACUUAGAGCGUAAGUUACAGGCAGUAGGCAAGAAAGACAACUGCGUUGAUGCCCAAGAGGUCAUCCGUGAUUGCAUGGCUAAUGGCAAAAAUUCACCAAUCUUGCAAGAAAUCGACUGAACUCUCAGUUUCCUUUCUAUCAAUAUGGGAGCUGUCACCAAUGACCAAAAAUAACUUGCCCACAAUGAACUGUUUAUUGCCUUUUGUGGACCCCGAACUCAGUGAUGCCCCAUGGUGAUUCAUCAAAGAAUCAAGAGAAAACUCAUGCGUGAGGGAAGUGCACACUGAAAUAUACGUGAAACCGUCCAUAAAUUCUGGUGACUAAAAAACCCUUUCUAUCUCGUCUUUUAGGUAACUUUACAACUUCUAAUAUG
Molecule: messenger RNA, 3119 nt
Organism: Lytechinus variegatus (green sea urchin)
Lineage: Eukaryota; Metazoa; Echinodermata; Echinoidea; Temnopleuroida; Toxopneustidae
Product: myosin-10-like
Exons: 5
Coding region: 1-2865 (954 amino acids)
Source: RefSeq, a predicted model, not a curated record